AUAUGCAUUUGUUAUCAUAUCUUAUUCUCCGAGUUUUGAACCAUAACAUCGUGCAAGAUCAUGCUUGAUCCACAAGGGGUGAGUAAGGGUUCUGGUUUUGUGGCCUUCUCAACCUCCAUGGAAGCUACAAGAGCUUUGAAUGCGAUGAAUGGCAAGAUGAUUGGACAUAAACCUUUAUAUGUUGCUGUGGCCCAGCGCAAAGAUGAAAGGAGGGCACAAUUGCAGCUCAUCCCAUUUGAAAUCCAUUUCAGCGGCUUUGCAACAUCAUCUCUUCCCGUUUCUCUCUCGCUCUCUCUUCAACGGACCACCAUCAAGUUUGUGAUUGAAACAUUGUGUCUGAAGCAUUGUGGACUUCCUUAAGACCUUUCAUAUCGAAACAUUGUGGUAAGAAUUUGAUUUGUGUUCUUACUUAAACAUUUUCUCUAUAUAUAUUUUUUGUUUGCUUUUCUAUCUAUUUGUCCACUUUAUGUGCAGAAGUAUAUAUUGGUUGACUUUACUACUACAUAUAUUUCUACUCAUUUACACCCUUUGCUAGGUUGGGGUAAUGUGGCAUAUUUAAAAAUUUUAGGAUUUAUUAAUUUGUAAGAACAAUGGUAAGAUUCAUUA
This is a messenger RNA of Camellia sinensis, 606 nucleotides long. The record is from RefSeq and is a predicted model, not a curated record. NCBI's taxonomy places the organism in Eukaryota, Viridiplantae, Streptophyta, Magnoliopsida, Ericales, Theaceae.